Messenger RNA from Ornithodoros turicata, 777 nucleotides. It is a transcript of the gene Csl4, whose product is annotated as exosome complex component CSL4-like. The record is from RefSeq and is a predicted model, not a curated record. Gene Ontology annotation, cellular component: nuclear exosome (RNase complex); cytoplasm. The transcript has 7 exons. Gene Ontology annotation, molecular function: RNA binding. Bases 135 to 722 code for a protein of 195 amino acids. NCBI's taxonomy places the organism in Eukaryota, Metazoa, Arthropoda, Arachnida, Ixodida, Argasidae. Gene Ontology annotation, biological process: RNA processing.
CUGAUAGCCGGCAAAGAGACCUUCCCAUGUGACUCGACCAACUCGAACUUUACCAUCGGUGAGUUGGUCGUGAUCACAUCGUGGGGUUGCGUUGGUUGCGUUAUUUACGCUCGGUGCCGGCGAAUUCUGUGAGCAUGUUUUGCAUACCUGGUCAAAGGCUGUGCGCCAGCAAGGAGUGUUUCGUUGGCGGCGAAGGUACUUAUGUGCAGCAUGGAUAUGUGUAUUCCAGUCUCUCGGGCCGAGUAAGCAUCAAGCGACAACAGGAUAAGAAAACACUGGUACAAGUGAAGCGUUGCGCCAACCUAAACAUCAUUCCAACUCCAGGCAACGUCGUCACCGUGAAAAUAACGAGCAUCAAUCCACGGUUUUGCAAGUGCACCAUCAUUGCCAUUGAAGAAUCGCAACUUUUGGAACCUUUUAGAGGCAUCAUCAGGAAAGAAGAUAUCAGAGCCUUUGAAAAGGAUAGGGUAGACAUUUCAAAGAGUUUCCGUGUCGGAGACAUUGUGCUUGCUCGGGUGAUAUCUAUCGGAGAUGCUAUGUCUUACUUUUUGACAACCGCAGAGAACGAGCUGGGCGUUGUCGUGGCACUUAGCGUUGCAGGCUAUCCUAUGACCCCUAUCAGCUGGACGGAGAUGCAGUGUCCUGUUUCGUACGUCAAACAGUUUCGAAAGGUGGCGCGACUUCCCGCUGACGUGAGGACACCUCAAUCAGAAUCAUCCUAGUUCAUGGAAAUCCCCCUUGGUCUUGCAUUUGGAACACAUUGGCCAUAAUACAGAC